This is a messenger RNA of Paramecium tetraurelia, 186 nucleotides long. RefSeq lists its product as uncharacterized. The transcript has a single exon. The record is from RefSeq and is a predicted model, not a curated record. NCBI's taxonomy places the organism in Eukaryota, Ciliophora, Oligohymenophorea, Peniculida, Parameciidae.
AUGGAUUCAGAUUUACAGGAUUAAACAUAAACUCAAGUGGAAAAUGACUAUUUCUCGAAUAAAAUUGAAACUCAUAAAUUUGUGGUUGGCAUCUCCAAACCUGGGGAUUUGAGAAUUGGUCUACAAACAGUAAAUAAAAACAAAAUCACUGUCAGAGGAAUUCUAGGGAUAUAAGAAAAAUAAUGA